GUCAUAGCGCACAACUUAGCGUGUGGCUAGCCGUACGUAAAUUUAUACCGAGUUUUCGUCAAAGUCUUUGGAAUCGAAAACUCGAAUAGAAAGGCAGUACUGAACUCAAUCCAGAACAGAAGAAGUUCUCUAAGACUGUAAAUUUGGCUGAAAAGACCGGAGUUAUAACCUGUUCCGUUUUCGUCUGCAACAGCCCCCAAAGAUAAUCCAAGUCGGCGCUCCAGGGGAUACACAUCCACCAGCUUGGCGAGUCGCAUACCCCCGGGACUCGGCCUAUCGCAUCCCUUGCUUGACAAGUACUUGCACACCUGCCAGCCCGCCCGAAGUGUGACUGGGAAGUCGAGAAGUGCCUCGCCGGCCUCGGAUCUCGCGGUCUAGUCACCGUUACUCGCCGUCGUUGUCCCUGGCUACGGCAGAAGAGAUGCUGUCAGAAGAGUUUGUGUCGUCCAUCUGCGGACCGCCUCUGACGAGCAAUACCGCCAUCGCAAAAGAUGCCGGCAUCAAUUCCCACACCCUCAGCCCGGCAUAUUCAGUAAAUUCCACAUUCAAGAAGAGCGCCACUCCGGUCAAUUGCCUCGCAGUCAACGAUACCCACGCCUUCGCUGCGCAGCACGAGAAGGCUUAUGUCCACGUUUACUCGAGACUACGAGGAAACCAGGAGGCUUUCGUCUCAUUUCCUGAAAGGAUUCGUUGUUUGACAUUAGCUGGCGAUGUUCUCAUCAUGGGGACGGCAGAAGGCCGUCUCAUGCUCUGGGAGAUCUGCACCGGUAGGCUAGUGUCGACUCCGCCGCGCCACGUGCAGGCCGUUUCGUGCGUAGCUGCAACCUCGUACCAUGUCAUCACAGGGUCCGAUGACUCGGACAUCCACGUCUGGUCGCUCUCUCAGCUCCUAGAGCUCGACUCUACGGCCGAGCACGAGCCAGAUCGCAGCCUCCCCAACCACAGAGCUGCGAUAACGUCUUUGGUCGUCGGCCAGAGUGCUAACCCGGACACGAGCAUCUGCGUUUCUGCCAGCAAGGACAAAUCAUGUAUCGUCUGGAACUACCUGACGGGCGAUGCUCUUCGGACCCUGCUCUUCCCGAGCUUUCCCCUCUGCGUCAACCUAGACCCGUCUUCAAGGGCACUGUUCGUGUCAUCCGAGGACUCUUCUCUCUACAUGGUAGAAUUCUUCGCCGAGAGGCCGUUGCUCGGGCCAGGUGCGGAGGACUCUGCGACUGUAGUUCAAGUGUCGUCAGCCUUUGGGGUCAUGCCAUCAGACGCCGGGCCAGCGUCCUGCUUGGCAGCGAGCUACGAUGGCACGCUCCUACUGACGGGGCACCCCAACGGCCAGAUCCUCAAAUGGGACGUGGCCGACAACAGGACCCCCGUGGAACUGGCAAACCUCAACGCUUCCGUCACCAACAUCAUCUUCACGUCGCCCCUACCGGGCAGGAAGAACACCAAGGCGAUGAACAUCGUCAAGCCUGGCCAGGGCGGGCGGCAUUACACCUUCACGGCCCAGCUAGAGUCCGAGCUCGGGCCGGAAACCCGGUUCGACUCCUCGCUGAACGCCACAGGGUUCCCCCAAGACGUCCUCGAGGGCGCAAUAUCCGCGUUCCAACAACCUUCGGCUGAGAGCGCAGGCGAUCAGGAUCUGGCGAGGCAGAACGACGAGCUGUGGGGGAUCAUCAACGAGCAGAGGGCCCUCCAGAAGCAGACGCUGCAGAAGUACAUCGACGCGAAGGCGGCACAUCCGUAGUGGCAGACUUGGGGGUUUGGAUUGGACAUGGGCUUGGCGCUUCCGGCCGGAGACACACGGGGCAUACAGGAAACAGCUUGUGGUCGGCCUCUUUUGGGAAGGCUUCGAGCGGGCUGCCUUAGUAGAGGACGCCUAUGUACAUACAUACAUACGUACAUACUUUGAAAAUCCGAGAGCCCCGAACCUCCCUUG
Messenger RNA from Phialemonium atrogriseum, 1930 nucleotides. RefSeq names its product Pre-rRNA-processing protein crb3/ipi3. The record is from RefSeq and is a predicted model, not a curated record. Gene Ontology annotation, molecular function: protein binding. NCBI's taxonomy places the organism in Eukaryota, Fungi, Ascomycota, Sordariomycetes, Cephalothecales, Cephalothecaceae. Gene Ontology annotation, cellular component: nuclear pre-replicative complex. Bases 422 to 1738 code for a protein of 438 amino acids. The transcript is spliced from 2 exons. Gene Ontology annotation, biological process: DNA-templated DNA replication; rRNA processing.